ACAGGAGGAACUGGCUUUGCUUAUGGGAAAAUCAAAUUAAAGCGACAUAUGGCUGCAUGUAUGGAAGUACAUGUAGAGAGAGCGUUUUAAAUAGACAUUUUUUGCAGUGCAUGGUGAGGAUUUUACUAUGCAGCCAGACUCCGCCUGCUCAGCGCGCGUCACUGGCGAGUAGUGUGGACGCGGAGUCACUCCCCUGCCUACUUUUAAUAGCUUUGUCAUGUGAUGGAAAGCAGUUGUAAGACAGGUGCCCUCGGUUCAUUCUCGGCGAGGGGCAGCAGUUGCCUGUGUGAGAGCGAGUGGGAAGCGUGUGUGGACUUUUCUACUUGAUUUCUUUAUUUUUUCUUUUUUUUUUCUUUUUUCCCCCAUUUUUUCGGACCGUCAUUCAGUGGCUGGAUGGCGUGGGACAGGUGUAACCAGGACUCGGUGUGGAGAGAAUUAGAGUGCGCGUCUGGCUGGACACUGCUGGGGAUGAGGCGGAUAUCCAACACGGGAAUAUAUGACAAGUGGAGGAAAUAUGCGGAGUCUUCUUUUUCGCCACAGUUAAAGAUGUAGUUGUAAUGUAUGCUCAGGCUCUGGACCGGUGCUUCUCUCAUAGGAUCUGUGUGUUCAGAGCAGAGCGAGUGUUGGCAAGCUGGCGGAUCUGUACGCGCUCCGGUACCGGGAAGGUUCUCUUGCCGAAAUGACUGAAAUGUCCCAGAGUCAGUGCGCUGCCUUGGUUGGUGAAGACCAGCCCCUCUGCCCAGACCUCCCUGAACUUGACCUCUCAGAGCUGGAUGUCAGUGACUUAGACGCAGACAGCUUCCUAGGUGGCCUCAAAUGGUACAGUGACCAAUCAGAGAUCAUUUCGACGCAGUAUGGCAACGAGGCAUCCAAUCUUUUUGAGAAGAUAGAUGAAGAAAAUGAGGCCAACUUGCUGGCAGUGCUUACAGAGACCCUGGACAGCAUCCCGGUGGAUGAGGACGGAUUGCCUUCAUUUGAGGCCCUGGCAGAUGGGGACGUGACCAAUGCCAGUGACCAGAGCUGUCCCUCCUCCCCCGACGGCUCACCACGCACACCAGAGCCCGAGGAGCCUUCUCUGCUGAAGAAGCUCCUUCUGGCACCCGCAAACUCCCAGCUCAGCUAUAAUCAAUACACAGGUGGCAAGGCACAAAACCAUGCAGCCAGCAGCAACCACCGGAUCAGACCACCACCUGCCGUCAUCAAGACGGAGAGCCCCUGGAAUGGAAAAGCAAGAGGGGGCUCCAGCCAACAGAACCGCCCGGUGAGGCGGCCUUGUACUGAGCUGCUGAAAUACCUUACGGCCACCGAUGACAUCCUGCUCCACACCAAAGCCAGUGAUGCCAAGAGCACGUGGGGUGGUGCCAGCAGCAGAGAAAAGAACGGCCUCGGCAUUGGUGCCUCUUCAUCCUCCUCGUCGCCAUCCUCGUCAUCCACCUCCUCGUUCUCCUCUCUCUCCUCCACCUCAUCAUCUUCUUCCAACUCCUCCAAGAAGAAGUCAGCUGUGUCGUCUCAACAGCAGCAGCAGCCACAGCAGCAGCAUCACCAGCGAGGUGAGAGCCGGGCUGCAGGCGAGUGUAGUGUGGCUGGUGUUGGGGCUGGGAAGUGGCAGCGUUGCACUCACGAUGGCGGUAUUGAGGAGUUGGAGGGUGCUUCUAUCCCUGUCGGCCACAGAACCUCCAUCUGCGGCCAUGCCCGCCCCAAACUGGAGCACGGGCUUCCCAGUGAAGAAGGAAGGCCGCCAGGCGAUGCGGGCCGCCUGGCCGCCGCUAGGUUUAUUAGGUAUAUGCAUUCUUAUUCCCUCCCUCCCAGAGAGGUGAGUCACAGCUGUGAGCAUUGCCGAGAGGCUGCGGGCGCCACUCAGGCUAGUCGGGGAUUUGGCAGGCAAGGCCGUAGCAAGAAAAGUGGUGCCAGUCAUGUACCACCUAAGCACAUCACAGUGACUAUUAAGAAACGAGAUGGGAAGCUGGGGCAUCCUUUACUUAGCCAGCUGCUCACUUCCAAGCCGAGGCCUUCUCAGUACUCGUCCCACCCCCAAUCUAAAAUCACCUCUUUACCAAUUUCUCAGGGCAAAUCGACAGGUAAGAGGUCUAAGAGGUUACCCAAGACUAUUUCAAAGGUGAAGGAGGAAGAGUCCAGACGUGUAAGUCAGGCUGAAAAGCAAGACUACGUUCCCCUGUUGUCACCCCUUUCCUUUGACUUUGAGAGUUGGGUUAGCCAAACAGAUCCAGGGAUGUAUACUGGCUCUGGACUAGAACUGGAUUUGCCAAUCCAGGUGGGCUAUGGGGAGGAUGCUAACCAUUAUGAUGAUGAUGAUGGUGUUGAUGAUGCUGAUGAUGAUGACCAUCUGAUGGGCAGCCCAGCAGCAGGGCUCUCACAGGGCCCACGAAGCCCAUUCUUCCCAGAUACUAGAAAUGCAGAGCCCACCCCUCCCUGCAUCACACAAGGGCAAGGGCACCUACACAGACAGGCACUCAGCAAGCACCCCGAUGACCAGGGCCUCCCAUUGUUAGCCAAACCAACCACCUUGCCACUUCCUUUGACCCCAGAGUCUCCAAAUGACCACAAGGGAUCACCGUUUGAGAACAAAACCAUUGAACGCACAUUAAGUGUGGAGAUUGCUGGAACCCCAGGUCUGACACCACCUACCACGCCCCCACACAAAGUCAGUCAAGAGAAUCCUUUCAAAGCAUCGCUUAAAACCAAGUUGUCUCCAUGUUCCUCCUCGGCCUUGGCAUGCAAAAGAGCCAGGUUGACCGAGCUGGGCCCCAGCACUCUGGCCCCAGCCCCAGGUGCCUCAGGCGGGGGCCCCAACAGGAAGGGUCCCGAACAGACUGAGCUUUAUGCCCAGCUGAGCAAAGCAUCAACUGCUCUCCCUUACGCUGCCACGCAACGCACAUUGGCGGGCAGUCUCAAUGAGCAUUGCAGCACUAGCAACAGUAAGAGGUCGGUGUCGCGUGGCCACAGUGACCAUGACUAUUGCCAAGCGUCAGCUAACUCUAAGAAGGAGGGCAGCACAGCCACUGCCGCUGUGACUGUGGCAGCCAAAAUGUCAACCGCUGCAGGUACCGCUGCUGCUCUCAUGCCGCCGACAGGCACAGUGGAAGACAGGCAUUUUGAAUGUAAGGACUCAGUCAUGCCACCAUCUUCAUCAUCUCCAUCUUCUUGCUCUUCAUCAUCACCAUUAUCUUGUCCUUUGGCCAAGCAGCAAAAGUCGCUCACUAUGGAUGAAAAAGCAGACCGGAUUCAGGGGAAGCAGACCCCGAUGCAAAGCUCUGAAACUUUCUCCCAGGGGGCCACAGCUGAAAGGGACCACCAACAACACUCUGCUGCCUGCAGCCGGAAGCUCUUGUGUGACCAAGAAAUCAGAGCGGAACUUAAUAAGCACUUUGGCCCCCCCUUAAAAAGCCUCUGUAGUCAAGGUGGUCAGAAGAGAGAACCAGAUAGCAAAACAAACAAAGCUGCCUCUCCCAAAGGGGGAGACGAAGACUGCUACCCAGAGAGGCAGCCAGGCGCCAGCUAUCUGCAUCCAGGGAUUCUGCCCUUCCACGAUGAGCUGGCGCUGGGCACAGGCCGUGAAAGUCGUUUCCUCUACCCGUGGGAGGGCACCCCUCUGGACCUACUUUUUGACUGCCCCCCCUGCUCCCCCUCCUGUUCCCCACCAUCCAGCUGCUCCCCCUCGCGAGGCUCUGUCUCCCCACCGUCCUCUCUCCUCCUCUCACCUGGGAGGCCUUUCUACUGGACCAGCAGUGGGUCCCGCUCACGAUCCCGCUCCCAAUCUGGCUCCCGCAGCUCCUCCUCACCUCACAGACGGCGCUCCCUCUCCAGCUCACCUGACAGACGUCCCUCCUCCUGGUUUCGUCCCAACACAGACUCAAACACUUUUCGUUCCAGGACUCAAAAGAGCCCCCACCCUCAGUCCCGUUCUCCUCUCAGCCGCAGGCCAAGGUAUGACAGUUAUGAGGAGUACCAGCACGAGAGGCUGAAAAGGGAGGAGUACCGCCGGGACUACGAGAAACGGGAGUUUGAAAGAGCCGAGCAGAGAGAGAGGCAACGGCAGAAAGCAAUAGAAGAGAGACGAGUGGUGUACGUGGGGCGACUGAGAUCCAACUGUACAAGGACAGAGUUGAAGCGUCGCUUUGAAAUCUUUGGCGAAAUCGAAGACUGUGCAGUGAACCUGAGGGACGAUGGGGACAAUUUUGGCUUCAUCACGUACCGCUACACUUGUGACGCCUUUGCCGCCCUUGAGAACGGACACACCUUACGCAGGUCAAACGAGCCUCAAUUCGAGCUGUGCUUUGGCGGACAAAAGCAGUUCAGCAAAUCUCAUUACACAGACUUGGAUUCCCAUUCGGACGACUUUGAUCCAGCCUCCACCAAAAGCAAGUACGACUCCAUGGAUUUUGACAGCUUGCUGAGGGAGGCACAGCGCAGCCUGAGAAGGUAACCAGUUCGGUGGCACCUGCUGUCUGUCACAGACAAAGAGGGGACGUCCUAUACCUCACUGUUGUUUCUCGCCCUUGUUGACGACGAGACUGAAAGAAGUUUUACACUCUGUCAUAGAGUAUAUAAGAUGAAGUCUAUAGACCUAUAUCAAUAUAAAUGAAUAUAUCAAAAACAAAGUUUACAUUAACUUAGCUGCUGAAGAGC
This is a messenger RNA of Cynoglossus semilaevis (tongue sole), 4647 nucleotides long. It is a transcript of the gene ppargc1a, whose product is annotated as peroxisome proliferator-activated receptor gamma, coactivator 1 alpha. NCBI's taxonomy places the organism in Eukaryota, Metazoa, Chordata, Actinopteri, Pleuronectiformes, Cynoglossidae. Gene Ontology annotation, biological process: positive regulation of transcription by RNA polymerase II. Gene Ontology annotation, cellular component: nucleus. Gene Ontology annotation, molecular function: RNA binding; transcription factor binding. The record is from RefSeq and is a predicted model, not a curated record. Bases 680 to 4444 code for a protein of 1254 amino acids. The transcript is spliced from 14 exons.